AUGGGCAUCAAGCUUUGUCCCACUUAUUCUAGGUACCUUUCCCGGUUUUCUAUUCCCUGCUGUUACUUCUGGCUCUCACCACGCCAGGUCAACUUGGUGCCAGUAGGCUCGACUUACGACGACUACGCACUCAAAGUCAGAGACCAGCUGCGCGAGGCUGGUUUCCGUUGCGACGCUGACCUUGAUCCUGGCUGUACACUCAACAAGAAGAUCCGCAAUGCCCAACUUGAUCAAUACAACUUCAUCCUAGUUGUUGGUGAAAAAGAGAAGACAUCUGGAACUGUGAAUGUCCGCACACGUGAUAACAAGGUGCAUGGGGAAUUCUCCUUGGACGACCUCGUGGAACGCCUGAACCGUCUCAAGAGGGAAUUUCUCCCCGAUGACAAGUUUUAAAUAACUCUUAUCAGUGGCAUUAAAUGCGUAUUUUGCUGUGAACAAGGCAGCAGAUGCUU
Molecule: messenger RNA, 452 nt
Organism: Rhipicephalus sanguineus (brown dog tick)
Lineage: Eukaryota; Metazoa; Arthropoda; Arachnida; Ixodida; Ixodidae
Product: threonine--tRNA ligase 1, cytoplasmic-like
Exons: 3
Coding region: 1-393 (130 amino acids)
Biological process (GO): threonyl-tRNA aminoacylation
Molecular function (GO): threonine-tRNA ligase activity
Source: RefSeq, a predicted model, not a curated record